Molecule: messenger RNA, 1235 nt
Organism: Vollenhovia emeryi
Lineage: Eukaryota; Metazoa; Arthropoda; Insecta; Hymenoptera; Formicidae
Gene: SdhB
Product: succinate dehydrogenase [ubiquinone] iron-sulfur subunit, mitochondrial
Exons: 7
Coding region: 172-1041 (289 amino acids)
Biological process (GO): aerobic respiration; respiratory electron transport chain; tricarboxylic acid cycle
Cellular component (GO): mitochondrial membrane
Molecular function (GO): electron transfer activity; 2 iron, 2 sulfur cluster binding
Source: RefSeq, a predicted model, not a curated record
AUGUAGCGUCAGUCCUCGCCGUGGUUCCUGUAUAUUUGGCGUCUCGUUUAUACACACACGAGCCUAAAAUACAGAAUACAGAUACUACCCACAGCUUUCCCCAGCCUUUCCUUCCUCCAGGUUGGAGCAUUCGGCGCGCCAGGCAGGUUCUAGUUACAUAAUGCGGGCAUCAUGAACGUGUUGAUGCCGAAUUGUUCAAAGAUGGUCGGAGUAACGUCGUACGCCUGCAGAAACGCGCUGCGCCAAGCCCGAGGUUUGCACACCGCGGCCGUUCAAAAUGCCGAGGCCAAGCUUAAGACCUUCUCGAUUUACCGCUGGAAUCCGGACAAGCCCGACGAGAAGCCGUAUAUGCAGAAAUAUAAAGUCGAUCUGAAUGCUUGCGGCCCAAUGGUACUGGACGCGCUAAUUAAGAUUAAGAACGAGGUCGAUCCAACGUUGACAUUCCGUCGUUCUUGUCGCGAAGGCAUCUGUGGGUCCUGCGCUAUGAAUAUCGGAGGAACGAACACACUGGCGUGUAUCAGCAAAAUUGAUAAGAAUACAAGCACGGCAUGCGACGUUUACCCUUUGCCCCACAUGUACAUCGUCAAAGACCUGGUGCCGGAUUUAAAUAAUUUCUACGAACAGUAUCGCAGUAUACAGCCCUGGCUGCAGCGCAAGGACACGAAGGAAACCGGGAGCCAGCAGUAUUUGCAGAGCGUAGAAGACCGUAAGAAGUUGGAUGGUCUCUACGAAUGUAUUCUCUGCGCUUGCUGCAGCACAUCUUGCCCGUCCUAUUGGUGGAAUGGUGAUAAGUAUUUAGGCCCUGCAGUACUUAUGCAAGCCUAUAGGUGGAUUAUCGAUUCGCGAGAUACCCAAGCAAAGGAGCGCCUGGAGAAAUUGAAGGAUCCAUUUUCAGUAUACCGUUGUCAUACAAUCAUGAAUUGCACGCGUACGUGCCCAAAGGGUCUAAAUCCUGGAAAGGCGAUAGCGGAAAUAAAGAAACUGUUGGCUAAUGUCAGCCAGAAGCCGCAACCGGAUCUCGCCGCGUCGGGAUCUCCAUAGUUAAAGGAAUACCGAAUAGAAUUAAUAAGUUCUAUACACUUGUCUUAUGUAUUACUACGUGCAGCGAACAUGUAACCAGCGGAAUAUCUCGUACGACCAUAUGCAGGGGAUCCACGAAAUAGCAGCUGAAAUGUCCUAGCAAUCGAAAGAUUAGUUAAGCACUACUUGUAAAUAAAAACAGGCUUCCCAUGGAA